AUGUCGCACGGCGAUGGGAUUUCGUUGCCUGGGGAUCAUGGGAGAAGUGGGCGGACACCAUCCUUGUUGUUUUCAAUCGAAGUGAGAGACCUUGUUUGGGGCGUUGGAAUCUUGGAGUCGUUCCGAGAUGAGAAGCAGACUGCAAGCCUGGACUUACAUCCACCGCAAAACCAACAUGAUUCCACACUGCCGUUGCCUCAGGCAACAUGCGAGAUAAGAGGGAAGUUGUUGUUGGGGGUUGAAUGGAACAAGAGCGGUGCAAAAAUAGAAUUGCACUCCAUCCGCUCGCUGGUCCUACCAGUGUCCAGAUUUUAUGAACUCAAGAGGGCAGAUUCAGGAGGUGAAAACGACACAACCUUGUGGACCCUGCAAGUCUGGGCGUUGCCACCGGCCAAUGUAGAAUCGACAAGCAUUCCAGUUUGCAAAAUUGAAAUGGCAGAGCCAAAAGGUCCGAAAGCGAUUCCGUUUACGCAGCACAAGUUGAAGCUGGAACGUCCCAUCGAGGUUUUCUGGCCAGAGACGUGGCAGAACUGGCCGACGUUUGAAGCUGCAACAGCAACAGAAGCCUCUGAAGCCCAAGGUGAUCAAGUUACAACACAGGAUGUUAGGAAUGUUACCGAUGUGACGGCCGCUGGAGUGGAAGUGCUGAAUCACAGCAUGCAUGGCCUGCAUAGCGUGACAAGCAGCGUAGCAAUGCGUUGCCGACAUGCCAUGUUUGAAGGUGCCACUGAGAACGGAGCCACAGCUCGCAGUUUGAAACAUUGGGCUGAACUCGAAAGUUGGUUUCUCUUUGGGCCGCGAUAUGCUCGAUAUGACGAUGAGCUGCUUCCAAUUGAUGAAGUCACGGCACUUCAUCCAAAUGGCGAGUUUGCUCUGACUGAGAGCGAUUUGCUAGAGUUGAGACAAGAUGACAACUACAUUUUUUGCCACUCGAGCGUCGUGCGCUUUGUGUUGUUGUCAUGGGGCUGGGACGUUGAAGCUGGAGAACUUACAAAGGACGAAGUCAGUGGGCAAGGUUGGAUGUCUAGCGGAAGGCAUGCUUGGAGAUUAAGACAUUUGUGCCUGUCUUGUUGGCUCUUGGGACAAGACGACUUACGCCAAACAUGUAACGACUUCGUCAUGUCGCUGGGCGCAGAUGCCCCUUGGACAGAAGAUGGCUUUUCCGAAGCCUUGUUUACACUGGGCAUUCAGCAGAAAGCUGAAGAAUUCUGGAACUCACGCAUGCCAGCGAGCUGCCCGACAGAAGAUCCUCGUACUCUUCAAGGUAUACUGCUCGCAGAUGAUCUUCAAAUAGAUCAGACCUUGUAG
Cladocopium goreaui is the source of this 1308-nucleotide messenger RNA. NCBI's taxonomy places the organism in Eukaryota, Dinophyceae, Suessiales, Symbiodiniaceae. The record is from the annotation of a GenBank genome assembly.